AUGAAAGAGUUUAAUUCGCGUUUCACGAGAAUAAUUUCUAUCGAAAAUAUUGAAAUUAGUCUCGUUGAUAUUGCUAUUGCGAGUGAUGAACUUCAAUUACUUGAAGUUUAUCAACAACUUGAAGAACAUUUACUUGAGAAUAAAUUGGCUUGGAAACCAAAAGACAUAAUUACAGUUUUUCAGCAUGAUCAUUUAACUAUCUUAGCUCAUUUUAAAGAUAUUCUACCAGAUGGUCUUGAUGAUGAAAUUAUUCAAUAUUUUUCUGAUCCUAAUUUUAGACCUUCAUUCGACACUUUACCAUUAAGAGGAUAUCUAUUUCCAUUCGAAUCAAAGAUUAUUAAUGCUAAAGACGCAGGAUUAAUAGCAAGUUGGAUUGAUAAACGAAGAACUCCAUACCAUUUUGCAAAUUCACCUUUUAAAUUUAAACUUAUUUAUCGUGCUAGUAGUGACGAUGAUGAUGAAAGGAGUUCUCUAUUAUCCCAUAAUAAUGAUUUCGGUCAGCGAUGUAAAACAUCAAAUAGUUUUAUAUUUUCAUUAACAAAUCGAGCAUUUCCGAUAUUAAGUCGAGUCACUUCUGAAGAAGAAGCGAUAAUUUGGAGUAGAAAUAAAGGACCCUGCUUUGGUUUACAAGAUUUGCGUAUCACUUCAUUAAACCCUUUUAAUGUUGUCAUUUGUGAAAGCAGGAAACACUCAUACGAAAAAAAAAUUAUUAAUAGAGAAACUUUUGAAAUAGAAGAAUACGAAGUAUUUCAAAUUAUUAAUGCGAGAUUUUCUCAAUAUAUUAAUAAUAUUCAUUUUAGCAUGGACAGUUGUUUUGUAUACAGUCCAACUGAUUUAUUUGUGUUUUCGUCAUAUAAUCACCAAAUUGGUGACUUUUUUGAUACUUUUAUAGAAAUUUGUAAUUCAGCUAUGGCGACUAUUGCAACACGCGGCCAUAAUUAA
This is a messenger RNA of Dentiscutata erythropus, 942 nucleotides long. NCBI's taxonomy places the organism in Eukaryota, Fungi, Glomeromycota, Glomeromycetes, Diversisporales, Gigasporaceae. The record is from the annotation of a GenBank genome assembly.